Cinara cedri is the source of this 10640-nucleotide messenger RNA. NCBI's taxonomy places the organism in Eukaryota, Metazoa, Arthropoda, Insecta, Hemiptera, Aphididae. The record is from the annotation of a GenBank genome assembly.
AACCAAUUCUCAAUAUUUUGUGUUUCACCAAUAAUUCAGUUUUCAUGUCGGCCCCGUUACAAUGAUUCAUUCCACUACCACCAGAUGUCAGCCGCUUCGCUUUCUAUCGCGAAUGCAGAUGCCGUUCGAUUUUGAAUUGAGGCGAAAGAGAUCUACUUCCAGUGUAACCAGAUAACACAGAACAAAACUAUUGAUUCAUUUAGUCUUUUUCCAAAUAACAAACAUUUAAGGUACAAAGUAUUUGUUGAAUAUAUUUUGUAAAUUUAUGAUGAUUUAAGAAAAAAAAAGGUACAUUUAUACACCGACCGACCUAUGAAGCGUAAUAUUUUUUUCUUUAGAUUUACUAUUACGCGUUACCUCACGAAUACCAUUGACGAGUGGUGAGAAAAACGCAGACCAUUUAUCAAUAUGUAUAUGGUUCUUCCACAAACAAAAUACAACUUGGCUUUGUAAAUUUAAUUUAUUCAAUUAAUAAUUAAUAAUUACGGAUGUUCCACUAGCAAUAUUAAGUUAUUAAGCUUAUUAAGUUGAUAAUUAAUUCAUUGUUUAUAAUUUUACACUAGUAUAUCAUUUUGAUUAUCAAUCAGGUGUUGGUCUUAAUAUCGCCAUCUAGUAGAGAUCUGAAUUUUAAAGUGACACACAACUGGGGUGUAUGACCUAACAUUUGUCUUCACAACAGUAUUGCCGAAACACGACACAACAUCUCUAUAUUACUCAAUGAUCUACAACUACGAAGACAUUAUUAACGAAUGAUAAAAAUACUGAAUUCUGUUGCGCAUUUGUUAUAUAAUCAUUAUAAUAUCACCAGACAGUAAUGGUAAGUACAAAACACGUGAUUACAUAAAUUCGACCAAAUACAUGUGAUAUAAAUUAUGCGCAUGCGCAUUUGUCCCAAUUCCCCUUAGGUAUGUUUGCUUCAAACAUUUAGUCAAUAGCUCUAUCCAUAGUAUAUGAUGUAAGGUAACUGCAGAACCGAGUAGUGAUAACCCUCAUUCUACGAUAGCAACAUUACUGUAGGUAAUUACCUUUUAAAUACUUUUGUUGUUAUUCAUAAAUAAGAAGUAUUAAAAUAAUGUUUUAAUUCAAUGAAUGAAGGAUUUUUAGUUUUAUAUACAUGAUAGUUAUGUUUUUGUUUUAUUUGUUCUAUUUGUCCCAAAAUAAUAUUUAAAUUUUUAAUAUACUAGGUAUCCCGCCUGGUAUUGCCCGUGUCAGUAUUAAGCAUAGACAUAUUAAGAUAAUAAUAUGUCUAUGGUAUUAAGUUUAAUAUUAUGCUAAAUUAUUAUUUUUUCACUAUUGAACUGAAAAAAAAUAGUUAAGAUAACUGAUAAUGAAACUCGAGCAAAGCUAUCGAUUUUUUCUUUUAGUGAUACGCCAUAGAUUUGAGAUUAUAUUAACAUAAUCUGUGAUAGUACUAGAAUUUUAAUGUAAAUACAAGAAUUUAAUAGCUACAAUACGAGAAUAUCUGUUUGAGAAUAUGGCUUCCCUGAUACCUUUUUGAUAUAUAUUUACAACUUAUUUUUAGAAACUUAGGAAACAAAUAACUACAAUUUUUAAUUUGUUAUUUGUUUAAAAUUUUUAAAAGUACUAAUAUUUAAAGACCAAUGGUUAAUAGUUUGUUUUAUAUUCAGUAGUUUAUAAUUUAUAACAUUUCGUACUUUCAUUUAAACAUUAUUCAUUUUAAUUUAAAUAAUAUGUAUUUUUCGUGAUAUUUAAAUUUAAAUUCAGUUUAGCUAUAGUGAAUAACUGGUAUUAUAUUAGUUAAUAUUUCAUUAAGUAUUACGAUUUAGUACGCUUCAUUCUAUAUCGUGCUACAAGUAAGUACUUAUUGUUUAAUAGAUAUUUCGGUAAGUUCUAUAAAUAAGUAUUUUAUAAUUGACUAAAUAUUAUUUAAUUUUAGUAAUUUCAAAUAGUUAUGGUGAAUUUGUUCAAUGUGAUCAGUGGUCAUUAUUAAUUCAAUUAACCCUUUUAUUAGGAUUUUUUGUAAUUUUGUAAUUUUAUAGCAUUAUUGGCCACCAUUUGAUAUAAUGAAAUAUACAAAUAUUAUUUUCUUGUUUAGUACCUACUUAGUAAGUACUGAGGCCAUUCCUAUAAUAUUUUUAUUACUCUUUUAUUAAGUAUAUUGUAUAGUAUCUGUAUCUAUAUGAUCAAAGGUUAAACUGAGCCUUGUUAAAAAAUGGAAUACCUUGCCUUCACUUCUAUUAAUUUUGUUAUAAUAUAUUAUUUUAGUUAUUUUAUAAUAAAAAACUUUUUAAUUCAACCAGAUUUCCUCUGAUGGGUAUGUUUAUUAAAUACUUAUUUAUUUCAUAAGAUGUUUAAACACCUAGUUAAAUUAGUCUGAUUUAUCAGACUUAUAAUUAUUAAGUUUAAUAUUUAUAUAUUAUUAAUAGUAUUCAAGUUUUUUGAUGAAUUAACGUCAAAUUUAAAAUGUGUUGCAGCAAUGAAUGAAAAUUAUAAAAAUGUUGAAGUAAUAAUAACUAGCAAACAAAUUACACUUAUGACUAAUGUAUGUAAACAUUAAAUUGGACAGUCAAAUUGUAAAAUACCAUCAAUUAUGGAUAUAAUAUGUCAUCAAUUAAAUGAUAUAAACAUUACAACUAAUAAUCUAGAAGCAAUUUUGAAUUAUGAAACGUUAGAAUUAUUAUCUGAAUUGGAACCUGAUCAAGUGUUUUCAUUGGUAAUAAGUAACAACAAUUUUAAAUAUACUUUAAAUAAUUGUGUAGAUGUUAAUAUGCAAAUGCAAUUGAUGAAUAUAUUUUCAAAACUAAAAUUUUUGAAAUUAAAUCAAGCAAAAACUAUUAUUUUAGAUAUGAUAGAUAAUUCAAGUUAUUUAGAACGUUUUUAUUGUUCUCUCAGAGAUUUUAUCAAAGCUGGAGGUUUAAUUAGCAAAACUAGAUUGCUAGAAUUCUUCACUAAUUGUAAUUCUUUAUUAGAAAUUAUGACUAAUCCAAAUUCUACAACCCUGUUAAAUGAGAUUAUACAAUUUAUUAAAUCUAAUUCAAUGGAUUUUAAACAAUUAGAAUUAACAAAUGAUAAUUUAAAGACUGAACAAAUGUUACAAGUGUUCAAAAAUUUAAAAGCUACUAAUUGUAUUAAAUAUAAAGUUAAAAGGUGGCCAGAAUAUUAUAAAAACCUAUCUAUUUAUCCUACAACUACAGAUAUCACCUCAAAAAUUGUGAUUUUAAGUACAAAUAUAAUCAAUGGAAUUUAUGAAAAUGUUGAACACUAUUUAGAUGUACAAUUCCGUUUACUUCGUGAAGAUAUUAUUGCUCCAAUACGAGAAGGUAUUCAGUUUUAUACAACUAUGUAUAAACUUAAUCAUGAUGUACUGUCAAUGCCUAAUAUGCAUAUUUAUUUUAGAGCAAAAAUAGAAAAAAAAGUUAAAAAUCAAAAAUCGUUAUAUAUAGUUAAUUUUUAUACAGAAAAAAAUUGUUCAGUUGAUUCAAAAAGAUUUAUGUUUGAAUCACUGUUAGUAUUUAGUGAUGAUUAUUUUAAUUCUAUGUUUUUUGCUAAAGUUAUUAAAAUUAAGCGAGAUGCAUUAUUUAAAACACUGGUAAUUGAACCUUUGGGUAAUGAAACAAUAAAAUUGAAUUCUCUUUAUACUAUGGCUGAAUCUGAUGCAUACUUUUUACCUUACAUGUAUUCCAUGAAAGUUUUGAAAACAUUUAAUAUUUGUAAUUUUCCUAUGAAAUCAUAUAUUGUGUAUGGAAAUACUAAACCUAAGGUUCCAGCAUACUUAACAUAUAAUUCAAAAAUGUACAAUAUUAAUGGUCUACAGUUUGAUAUUUUAAAUGAUAAGUGUUGGCCAGAUAACACGUUUUUAGGACUUGACAAUGCACAAAGUAUGGCAUUUAAAGCGGCAUUAACAGAAGAAUUUACUGUUAUUCAAGGUCCACCAGGUACUGGUAAAACAUAUAUUGGCCUUCGUAUAGCAAGAAGUAUAAUAGAGAAUAUGUAUGAAACAAAUAUCCUUAGAAGCCCAAUUGUAGUUAUUUGUUAUACCAAUCAUGCUUUAGAUCAGUUUCUCGUAGGUUUACUUAAUAUCACUAAAAAAAUUGUAAGAAUUGGUGGUGGAUGUAAAUCUGAUAUUUUAAAAGCAAAUGUAGUUGGAAAUAUUCAAAGUCCUUCAGCAAAACAACACAUAAUGCAUUCACAUGUGGUUGGUCUUACUACUACUGGAGCUUCAAUGCGAUAUUCUCUAUUAGUCAACAUAAAACCUCCUAUUGGUAAAUAUAUUAUUAGUCUAUAAUUUAGUUUAUUGUAUGUAAAAAAUUAGAGUAGAGUUAUUUUAAAAAUGUGACUGAUAUAAAAUAUUAUAUUAAAUUAUUAAUAAUUAUUUAAAUAAAAUGUAUAGUUUCAAAAUUAGGUAGGUACUAAAGAACAAGAUAUACAGAAUGUAAAAAUGCAAUAACUUGUUCAAUAUUUUGAUUUUUUUUUUUUUUUUUUUUUGUAAGUGGUAACUUAUUAUAAGCAUUACAUUAUGAUUCUUCUAUUAUAUUUUGUUUAAAUUCAAAAAUGUAAUUUUAUUUUUAUUUAAUAGAACUUUUUUUUAAAUAUUUUUUAAUACAACAUUUUGGUGUUAUAAAUAUUUAUGAUAAAUCAUUAAGUUUUUAAAAUAUUAUGAAGUUUACAAAAAUCAUUAAUGCAAUUAUUUUUCAUAAAAAAAUUGGUGUAUCAAUUGAUGUUAUUUACUAGUGGCAAAAAAUAAUAUUAACUAAUAGACAAAUUUUUUUUGAGAAAUAAUUUUAUUAAUGGUUUUUGUAAACCUCAAAAAAAUAUAGAAACUUAAUGAUUCACCCUUAUACAUAUUUGUAACACCAACAUUUUGUUUAAAAUAUAUUUAUACAAAUUGCUCUUUUGUAUUUUUCAAAAAAAAAAAAAAUUUUUUUAUUUUUUGUUGAAAUAAAAUAAAAUUAAGGGAAUCUGGAUGGGCCACUGUUUUAAAUGAGAAGUUUGGUAGAUAGGAAAGCACUUCUUUAUUCUUUUAAAGGAAAAUUUUAUGUAUACUUGUGCGCAAUGAUUAAUCAUUGCUUACAAAAAACAAUUCUGAGCGGAAUUUGGUUAUACAUGUUUUAAAAGUCUGUAAUAUUUACAAUUUUUGUCAAAAAUGUAGUAUUAAAAUGUUCAUUAAAAAAAAAUACUACAUUAAACUCAACAUGUUUUCUUAUUGACCACUAAAUGCAACUUAUAAUGAACCUCCUGUUAAAUGUAUUACCAUAUCUGUUUAGUCUAAACAAUUUCAUCUGUAGAGUACCUACUGAAUAAAAAUUAGGUAAAAAAAUUCAUAAAAUUAAAAUGUCUUAUAAAUUGCUCAAAAAUAGCUCAAAUGUUUUAAACAUUUUAUUACAUUUAGAAAAAGCAAAUAUACUUAAUUUUUGUAAAGGGAUAAAUAUAAAAAUAUAAUUGUUCUUUAAACAGAUGCCCUCCAUAAAAAAAAAAAAAAAAUAAUUGUAAAUCAAAAUAUUUAAUAUUAUCAACUCUAGAAAAAUCCGUUGAACACAGUGGGAAGCCAUAGUUUUUUGAAAUUGAUAACUUGUUAUACUUAUAUUAAUAUUGAUAUUUUUGUACUAAUGUGUUUUUAAUGCCAAUGAAUAAUAAUUGUUUGAAAAUUCACAGUUAUUGUGGAAGAAGCUGCUGAAGUUUUAGAAUCAUAUGUAGUUACAUCUUUAACAAAAUUUUGUCAACAUGUUAUUUUAAUUGGCAAGUAAUAAUUUAUUAAAAUAAUACUAACAACUUUUAUUAAAAUAAAUAAUGAAGAUAAAUAUUUUUCUCAACAAUUUUUCAGUUUUUGUUUUUAAAUGUUAAUAUUUAAAAUAUUAUCUAAAGAAAGUUAUUUAUGUUUGAGAGUGGCCUGUUAAGUAUGUAUUUACAGGGGGAGUUUUGAGUCUUUUCAGGUAAAAAUACUUUUGUUCAAGAAAAAAUUUUAAAUGUAUAAAUAAGUAAAGUAGGAGUAUUAUGAUAUGUGUGUUCAUUUAUUUAUUUUUUAUUUCCACAUAUAAAUUAUUUAUUGAUAUAUUUAUUUAUGAGUAUUAACCAUUUAAUAAUUUUGUUUUACUUAUUAUUUCAUUAAAAAAUUAUAAGAAUUUUUAUUUAAUUUGAUUAAUAUUAUGUAUUAAUUUUUGGUCUACUAAGACUUUAAAUGAUAAAGUAAUGUAAAAUUUAAUUAUAAUUUGCUUAAUAUUUUAAUAUUAUAAUAAUAUUUAAAGAUUUAGUGUUCUUAUAAUAAUGCCUAUUGUUCCAUAGAAAAAUGUAUUUAUUAAAAAUAUUAUCACACAAUUAUUAAUUAUGAUUUUUAGGUGAUCACAAACAACUCCGCCCCAGAACCGCAUCAUUUACUCUUUCAAAACAGUUUGAUUUUGAUGUUUCAUUAUUUGAAAGAAUGGUACAAAAUGGAUUUCCAUAUCAUACUUUAGUUACACAAUACCGAAUGUGUCCUGAGAUAUCUGCUUUGAUGAAACCUAUUUAUCCUAACUUAAAAAAUCACGAAUCAGUUAUUAAUAGAGGUGAUAUUCGUGGUGUUACUAAAAAUGUAUAUUUUAUUCACCAUGAAAUGCAAGAAGAGAAAGUAAGUAGUAUACAUAUUAAUUUUAGUAAUUAAAACAGUAAUUAAUUACACAUCACACAUGUGAUGAUUAUAUUGUGUAAGAUUAUUGUUAUAUUUCAUCUAUUUUUAUUAUAAUAUCUACUAUAUUAAUUAGAGUACAAUAAUUUUAAUUCUUAAUGAAUUUUCUAAAAUAUUAUUUUAUUAAUUUAGGUAAUUGGUUCUAAUAGUUACAAAAAUAUUCACGAAGUAAAAUUUUUUAUGGAAUUUGCCAGAUAUUUGUUUAAUCAAGGCUAUCGCCAAGACCAAAUAACUAUACUAGUUACUUAUCAAGCACAAUUAUUAGAACUACAGAAAGUAAUACCAACAUUUUAUAACAGAAAUAUAUUUUAGAUUCUGAGCGGAGCAAGGAGUGUAAUGGUUUAUUUUUUUUAAUCUGAACAACUUUUUAUCAGCGCUUUUGCUCCAAUUUACAAUUAUAGCACUUUUUCUGGAAGAAAAUCUAACUGGGGUGAUACCUUAAGGCUUAAAGAGGUAAUUUCUUGGUUUUCCUAGAUGUUUUCCCGUAAAAAAACAUGAGAUAACUGAGAAAAAUGUAAGAAAUGCAGAUAUAAGUAAAGAAAGACGGAUAUACCUCACAUAUUGGUAGGCCACUGUUUAGAAGUUGGAAAGAAAAUAAAGGGGACAAAAAAUGAUUUUGAGCAGAGUUUGGUUGAUAGUGUUGCUUUGUCAACAAUAUUAUAUGACAAAAUAUGUCAUAUCAAGGAAACUUAAGAUACAGCUAUAUAUGACAUUACUGCGUCCAGUUAGAACUUAUGAAGUGAAAACAUGGCCACUACGAAAAGAAGAUGAAAAAAAGCUGAUAGUCUGGGAGAGAAAAAUUUUAAGGUGAAUUUAUGGAACAUUAAAGGAUAGCAAUAGCAAUCAGUGGAGGAUAAGAAUAAUGAGCUAGAAUUACUUUUCCAUAAGCCAAAUAUAUUGGAAAUAAUAAGGAAUUAGAGAAAUAUCUCAUAUGUGGUAAGACGACCUAGUUAGAAAAGAUGUAAGUGCCUUAGGUGGAGGAUCAGAUUGGAAGGAACGAGUAUCUGACAAAGAUGACAGGAGGAAGGGGUGUUUUAAGGGAAUGUCCUAGUGGCCAUUUACCUAAAGAAGAAGAAGAAAAAGAUUAUGGUAAAAUAAUUAUAAAUGCAUUAAAGAUUUUCUUAAAUGAUAUUUAUUUAAUAUUGUACCUGUUUUCUUGUUUUUCCUACGUAUUAGGCUUUCUCCCUAAUAUACCAUCCCUGUUAGAUUUCAGAAAAAGUGCUAUCAUUGUAAAUUGGAGCAAAAUUGCUUGUAGAAAAGUUGUUCACAGGAAAAAAAGUCUGUAAUAUUUUUUUUAUUAAUACCUACAUUUCGUAAAUUGUCCCAUUUUUUUCCAGGUUCUUCCCAUUUGUUGGGAAAACUCCUGGGAAAAUCAAAGAAUCCAAAUAAGCUAUAUUCUUAAUAAAUUGGAAAAGCAGGAAAAUAGGUACAAUAUUAAACAAAUAUUAUUAAAAAGAAUAUAUAAUGCAUCUGUAAUUAUUUUACCAUAAUAUGACAUGUUAUACAUAUAUUAUUCACAAAACAACACUAUUAUCUGAACUCCGCUCAGAAUCGUUUUUUCGUUAGCAAUAAUAAAUCAUAGCGUAUAAAUAUAUAUUACAUUUUCUCUCUACCUUCUCAACUUCUCACCUACUAAAGUGGCAAAGUAUGAGUCUUUUUAUUAAUUAUAUUUAUCCUUUUUAUUAUUUCACUAAAAUUAAUAAAUCAAUUUAUACUUAUUAAAUGAAAUAAUUAUGUGUAUUAUUUCUUACGGUACACCUAAAAGUAAAAUCAUUUAUUUCAAAAUAUCUGUAAAUCAUAUUAUCAAGUAUUUAUAAAAUUUCAAUUUUUUUUUUUUCUUUAAAAUUCUAAUAAGUUUAUAUUUUAUAAGGAUAAAAACACAUGAAUAUAGAUGAAAAUGUUUUCAGAAGAAUGACAGAGUAGAGAUUGAUAAGUUAAAAGUGAGUACUACAUACUUUUUGUAUGUAUGAUGUGCCUGAUUAUUUCUAAGUGGAUAUGAAUACUACCUACUGUUAUCGACCGCAGAUUCAGUAAAAUAAAAGAAAAGAUAAUUAAUAGACAUUAAUUAUACAUUUAACAUUCAAUCUUUUUUUUAAAAAUUAAAAAAAUGAGCUUUUAAACCUGUUUAAAUAAUGUGUUCCAUUAAAAGUGUUUACUAUUCAGGAAAUGUAAUUUGUAAAUGUUUACUUACAUUUUGUAAAUUACUUUUAGAUACGAGAUACAAGUUGUGUUUUAGAAGAUUUCCGAAUUGAAUGUGUAGAUGGCUACCAAGGUGAAGAAAAUGACAUUAUUCUGUUGUCUUUAGUACGCAGUAACAUUGAUAAUAAUAUAGGCUUUUUAAACAUCCAAAACCGAAUUUGCGUUGCCUUAUCUAGAGCUAAGAAUGGACUAUAUAUCAUGGGAAAUAUGGAUAAUCUUAUACAUUCAACUGUAUGGAAAGAAAUGAGUCAAAUACUUAUUAAUCAAAAAUGCCUUGGUUUGAAGAAAAAUUAUUUUUUUAUUUUUAAACGUCUAAUUAAAAUUAAUUUUCAGGAAAUAAAUUGACUUUAUGUUGCGAAAUUCAUAAGGAUUGGACUUCAACCGUUUGUGAUAGUAGUGAUUUUUCUAAAAACCAGUGUUCAAAAAUAUGUAAUAUUAAAAUGGAUUGUGGUCAUCUCUGUCCACAUUUUUGUCAUUAUUAUGAUCAAUCACAUAAAACCUUGUACCGUUGUACAAAGUAUUACAUAAGGUAAAUUAUAAUAUCAAUUUAAAAGAUGUAUUAAGGUGUUUGUUCAUUUUUAUUCAUUUUUAGGACAUUGGCAUGUGGUUUUAAAAUCAAUAUAGAAUGUUGGAUGAGAUUUUUGAUUUUUAAUUGCCCAAAAUAAGGUACAUAUAAAUCAAUUUUCACAUUUCAAUCUACUAUAAAAUUAAUACUUUUAGUAAUAUUGCAGAAUUAAUAAUAUGAAUAAAAUAAAAGUUCUAUUGAAUAAUCCAUUUUUAGAUGAAAAUUUGAUUUCCUCUAAAAUAAAGACUAUUGCACUGUUAUUGUAUCUGUUAAAAAAUAUAUAAUUAAUCUUUUUCCCGGUACAUUUAUAUACCCUAAACUGAGGUCUGUAAAAUUAGUACUAUAACUUCAAUAUUUUUGAAAAAAAAUUUGUAAGUCCAGCCAUUUUUAACUAUUCACUAAAAUUUAUUUCAUGGCUUACUUAAAAACAGAAGUUAGCCAUAGUUCAUUCAGCUUUUCAAUUUUAGUUCAGCAAAUUAUUUUUUUAGGGAUAACUCGGAAUGGAUGACUUACAAAUUAUGUAUUAUGAAUAAAUAAACAUCUCUGUAAAACCAUAAGCUUUUUCGCUCCACUCAGAAUCUAAAACAAUAUAACAAAUGCAUUCUUAGCCCCACUCAAAAUCUAAAAUGCAUAGAAAAAUGUUGUUUAUGUAUAUUAUAAAUUACUGAUGAUAAGAUUAACAUCUUUUUUACUGUUAAAUUAAUUUUAUGUUAACAUUUUAAUUUAUAAUAAAUUUGAUAACUACCUAAUUAAACUUUAUUUUGUAAAAUAAGUGGAUUUAAAAACAAUUAUAAAUUAAACACUUAUCGAAGCCACCAUACUUGAUAUUGUCGGUCAUUUUAAAGUGUAUUAAAUUAAGUUGGUGUUAAUGAAAGAUGUCUUAAUAUUAAUUGUUUUUUUUUUAUUUUUUUUACAGCCUUAAAUGUGGAAAUGCAUAUUAUGUCAAUUUUUGUUAAAUAAAGUAUUAUUGAUCCAAAUCAUUUUAAGACUUAUUGUUAUUUACAAGUAGACCUAUUUAAGACUGAAUUCAAUAAUCAUGUAUUUUGUGAUAAGGGUUAUAUUUAUUUACUAGCAACUAAGAUUUUAGAUUAUUUUUGUUUUAAGUUACUAAUGUAAUAAUCACUACUUAAAAUAAUAUAAAUAAACGUAAAAAAGUCUUGUAAAAUAUUUGUUCGCUAUAUAACUUCUUUUAAGUUAGUACUCGAAUGUGUGUACAUUUUACAUUCUAGUAUUUAUAUUAUUAUUUUAUGUUCACAC